GUCGGAUGUCUUGACCGACGAGUUUUCGCUCUUUGUUCAUUUCCCGCCCUUCGCUCCCUUUCGUCCAAUGUGUCGGGAGGGACGUGUUUCGCUUUAUUCAAACUUACCUACCUAGGUGCCUGGUCCUGGGUUUAAAAAUGCUAGCUUGUGUGUUUUAGUUUUCUUCGUUUGUUGUGACUGUGUCUCUAAGAGUUAGAGGAAAUAUACCGUUUCGAUAUGGCUGAUCGCAAAGGCGCCGACGACGUCGUCGGCGGGGGCUCGAACGACGCUUCUUUUAGCUCGCGCUCGGAAUUUGUGGCUGAGGAGCCUUUUCGAGCGUAUGUUGAUGAGACAAAACUGCUUCGCAAGACCGACUUGCAUGUUGUGCCUAUACUGUUCCUUGUAUAUCUCGCGGCGUUUUUGGAUCGCGUCAAUAUAUCCAAUGCCCUUACCAUGGGAUUACCCGCGGAGCUCGGACUCGAGGGCCAGCAGUCGAACAUCGCGCUGUGCAUAUUCUUUGUGCCGUACAUCAUAUUCGAAGUCCCGUCAAACGUCCUGAUGAAGAAGCUGAACCCCCAUAUCUGGCUCUCGGGCUGUAUCCUAUGUUUUGGAAUCAUAAUGCUGUGUCAGGGCUUCGUGAAAAGCUACAGCGGAUUGCUUGCUACAAGGUUCUUCCUAGGCCUUGCCGAAGCCGGCAUCUUCCCUGGAAGUUUCUACUUGAUCAGUUUCUGGUACACGAAGGAGGAGGCUCAGAAGCGAUUUACCGUGUACUGGUCCAGCACUAUCCUCGCCGGGGCUUUCGGUGGCCUCCUUGCCUCGGCGAUAGCAAAUAUGAAUCACAUGCGGGGCUUAAGUAGUUGGAGAUGGGUUUUCAUAUUAGAAGGCAUCGCGACGGUGCUGAUUAGCGUCUUAGCGUUCUUUUGCAUCACGGACUUCCCACGAGAGGCGAAGUGGUUGUCUCCGGAGGAACGGGCGUUCCUGUUAAAUAAGACAAAGACCGACGAAUCUCGCUUGGUUCCCGUAACUCCGCGGGAUGUCCUCGCUUUCCUCCGGACGCCCAAGGCCUGGCUCGGCGGACUCAUGUACUUAUCGGUUUUGGUUACCUCAUAUUCUCUUUCGUAUUUUACACCGACUAUUAUCCAAACACUCGGUUACAGCACAAUUCAAACCCAGCUUCACUCCGUCCCCCCUUUCGCAGCAGCGUUCGGGCUCGCUGUCGUUUUAGCCUACCUCUCCGACAAGGCCCGGAUACGCUCGCCCUUCAUAUUCCUAGGUCUCGCCUUGCUGAUCACCGGGCUGUCCAUCUUAAUAACCACACACGGAUCAGCGCAUUUCUCAGCCGAGUAUGCAGGAGUCUGCCUCACGGCAAUGGGUUCCUUCGGCAUUGGCGGGAUGAUCAUCUGCUGGUACGUGAUGAACCUUCGGGGCCACGUGGAGAGGAGCAUCGGAACGGCCUGGAUGAUAGGUUUUGGGAAUUGCGGAGGCAUUGUUGCAACAUUCUUAUUUGUUAAGAAAGACGCGCCUUACUACCAUACGGGCUACACUGUCUGUCUUUCUAUGGGUUGCCUUUGCAUAGCCUCUUGUGCCUGCUACGCUUUCUACAUCUGGCGGCAGAGGAAAGCCGAGGUUGGGAUUGGGAAGGAAGGAGAUGGGAUAGACCGUGAAUUGUAUUUAUGAAGGCUGCGAGAAACACGAAGUAGAAACCACAAUUUGGAUAUUCUUGUAUAUGGCUUUGAGAUUAUGACUGGAUUGAGAUGCUGAAGGAUACCGGAAAUAGCUCUAAUCUUAUAAAAUCCCAAUUUAGUG
Molecule: messenger RNA, 1785 nt
Organism: Annulohypoxylon maeteangense
Lineage: Eukaryota; Fungi; Ascomycota; Sordariomycetes; Xylariales; Hypoxylaceae
Product: MFS general substrate transporter
Exons: 3
Coding region: 217-1656 (479 amino acids)
Biological process (GO): transmembrane transport
Cellular component (GO): plasma membrane
Molecular function (GO): transmembrane transporter activity
Source: RefSeq, a predicted model, not a curated record